Messenger RNA from Amphimedon queenslandica, 394 nucleotides. Its product is annotated as 5'-nucleotidase domain-containing protein DDB_G0275467-like. Bases 65 to 394 code for a protein of 109 amino acids. The record is from RefSeq and is a predicted model, not a curated record. The transcript is spliced from 2 exons. NCBI's taxonomy places the organism in Eukaryota, Metazoa, Porifera, Demospongiae, Haplosclerida, Niphatidae. Gene Ontology annotation, molecular function: 5'-nucleotidase activity.
CAGCUAAGGCGGGACGGGGACAAAGGAUUGAUAUGACUUAAGAACUGAAGUGGCUCAGAAGAUCAUGCUUUCGUUUCGUAUUAUCCUCAGAUGUGGAGCGGCUAGACAAAGAUUUGGUUACAAGAGAUGUCUAAGUGAACAGAGAGUGACGCCAGAGAGCCUACUUGAGGAGUAUAAUGAGAAGAUUACCACAUUACACAAGCAGUUUGCUGGUCGAACUGUCAGCCCAAGGUCAGUUUUCACUAAUUCUGAGCUCUCCCUGAGGUACAUUAAUGUGUAUGGGUUUGACUAUGACUUCACCCUCGUCCAAUACACGCCCGAAGUUAUGAAACUCAUUUACGACGAGUCUAAGAAGAGACUAGUCAAUAAGCUUGGAGUAAGUACCUUAAUUUAA